This is a messenger RNA of Jaculus jaculus (lesser Egyptian jerboa), 4316 nucleotides long. It is a transcript of the gene Snapc4, whose product is annotated as small nuclear RNA activating complex polypeptide 4. The transcript has 23 exons. The record is from RefSeq and is a predicted model, not a curated record. NCBI's taxonomy places the organism in Eukaryota, Metazoa, Chordata, Mammalia, Rodentia, Dipodidae. The coding region runs from base 159 to 4094 and encodes 1311 amino acids.
UUCCACCCGGCGUGCGCCCCAGGCCACGGCCUUCGCCGGCUGCGCGCACCGAUGCCCCAGUGGCUUUCCGGGUUUGCCAGUCCCAGCCACAAGGGGUGGCCGGGUCCCGGCCCAUAGAGCAAGCAUCUCAUAAUACUGUGUGGAGGAAGGCAGAAGACAUGGAUGUAGAUGCCGAGAGAGAAAAGAUAACACAGGAGAUCAAGGAGCUGGAACGGAUUCUCUAUCCCAGUUCUCCCAGUGCCCGCUUAGAGGUCUCUGAAUCCAGUCUCAGUUCCGACUCAGAAGACUCACCGCCCCAUGAGGACGUGGAUGCUGCCAGUGCUCCCCACGUGGAAGAAGAAAGGUGGGGUCAGGCCAGCAAUGACGAGGAAGACCCCAAGGACAAAGCCCUCCCUGAAGACCCCGAGACUUGUUUGCAACUGAACAUGGUCUACCAGGAAGUCAUCCGAGAGAAGCUGGCAGAGGUCAGCCUGCUGUUGGCCCAGAACCAGGAGCAGCAGGAAGAGAUCCUGUUUGAUCUAGCUGGGGCCAAAUGCCCCAAGGUGAAGGACAGCAAAAGUCUGCCCUCAAACAUGUACAUAGGCCACUUCAUGAAGCCAUACUUCAAGGACAAGGUCACUGGAGUGGGUCCUCCUGCCAAUGAAGACACACGGGAGAAGGCCGCCCAGGGAAUCAAAGCCUUCGAGGAGCUCCUGGUGACCAAGUGGAAGCACUGGGAGAAAGACUUGCUGAGGAAGUCUGUGGUGAGUGACCGCCUGCAGCGCCUGCUUCAGCCCAAGUUGCUAAAGCUUGAGUACUUGCACCAGAAGAAGAGCCGGGUCUCCAGUGAGCCCGAGAAGCAGGCCCUGGAGAAGCAGGUCAGGGAAACGGAGAAGGAGAUCGAGGACAUUAACCAGCUCUCAGAGGAAACCUUGCUAGGAAACAGGAUGGACAGCCAUGACUGGGAGAAGAUUUCCAAUGUCAAUUUUGAAGGACGCCGCAGUGCUGAGGAGAUCCGGAAGUUCUGGCAGAGUUCUGAGCACCCAAGUAUCAACAAGCAGGAAUGGAGCGCAGAGGAAGUGGAGCGGCUGAAGGCCAUCGCUGCCGCACACGGCCACUUGGAGUGGCAUUUGGUUGCAGAAGAGCUGGGGACUGGUCGCAGUGCCUUCCAGUGUCUGCAGAAGUUCCAGCAGUACAACAAAGCCCUGAAGCGCAAGGAGUGGACGGAGGAGGAGGACCGUAUGCUCACCCAGCUGGUCCAGGAGAUGCGCGUCGGGAACCACAUCCCCUACCGCAAGAUUGUCUACUUCAUGGAGGGGAGAGACUCCAUGCAGCUCAUCUACCGGUGGACCAAGAGCCUGGAUCCCAACCUGAAGAAGGGCUUCUGGACACCAGAGGAAGAUGCUAAGUUGCUUCAAGCUGUUGCCAAACAUGGGGCACAAGACUGGUUUAAAAUUCGGGAAGAGGUGCCAGGUAGGAGUGAUGCCCAGUGCAGAGACCGCUAUCUCAGAAGAUUACAUUUCAGUUUGAAGAAAGGACGGUGGAAUGCCAAGGAAGAGGAGCAGUUGAUCGAAUUAAUAGAAAAGUACGGUGUUGGUCACUGGGCAAGAAUAGCUUCUGAACUACCACAUCGAUCAGGCUCCCAGUGUCUGAGCAAGUGGAAAAUCUUGGUCAGGAAGAAGCAGCGUCUCCAGAGGAGGAGGUGGCGGAGGCCCCGUCAGAGUACCCAGUGGAGCUCUAGCAGCAGUGACAGUAGCAGUGGCAGCGACGUCAGUGGUCACUGGAGCAGCAGCAGCAGCAGCAGUAGCGAGGGCUCAGAGGCGGAGCUAGAGGAGCCCCUGGAGAGUAGCAGAGAGCCAUUAUCCUCACAGUACACAGUGCCGGACAUUGACCUGUGGGUUCCCGCCAGGCAGCCAUGGAGAAAAGGGGCAGAGUACUGCUCAGGACACCCCAUUGUGUCCACCUGCCCUCCAAAUGGGUCUGAUGCCACCCAGGGUCACCACAAAGAAGUUUCCCCCACAGCUUCAGCUCCUGAUGAGAUGAACCAGCGUGUAUUGAAGGUGCCCUUAGAGACGGUGCUGAAAGUGCUCAAGACCUACCCAACAACCCAGAGCCGCACACUGGUGACCGCUUACUCACAGAAGGAGAGGCUGAGGCAGCCCCUGCAGCCUAACUCACCCCCAGGGCCUGGGCCUGGUGACAGCAUGACUGGAUCCCACCUGCAGCAGUUGUGGCAUGGAACCUUCCAGAGGAGGCAGAGGUAUAGGAGACAGGCUCUGCACCGGAGGCUCCUUAAACACAGGCUUCUGCUAGCUGUGAUACCCUGGGUGGGUGACAUUACCCUGCCCUGCACACCAUCUUCCUGGAAACCUGCUGCAGUGCAGACUCAAGCUGAUAGCAUCCGGAGGCAACUGGAGCAUGCUCAUCUGGCCAGCACCCCAGUGUUCACGCUGUUAAUUCAGCUGUUACAGAUUGAUACUGCUGGCUGCAUGGAGGUGGUUCGAGAGAGGAAGAUCCAGUCACAACAUCAACAGGCACCAGGGGAGCCCUCUAGUGCCCAGAGUACCACAGGCUGCCUCUUCCCAAGCCUAGCAGCUCAGCACACUGCAAAGAGAGCCAGCUCCAGAGGGCGUCCACAGCUGAAGUCUCACUCCCAGUCAGCCACCCAAGUGCCUACGCCGGCCCCACGUGGCCUCCGACCCAGGCCCAAGACAGUGUCUGAGUUACUUUGUGAGAAGCGGCUCCGUGAGUCCCGUGCCAGGAAGGCUGCCCAGAGCCCCACCACUGUCCCCAACCAGCUGUUACUCUCUUCAGCGGUGAUCCUCCAGCCUGCCGUGCCGCCAGCCCCACAGGGUUCUGCAGCCACAGGUCCUGCCAUGUCCAGUGCACAGCUUUGUGGGCCCGUGGCCCCCAUAGUGAUCACUUCAAGUCCUUCUGGCUCCUGGCAGGAGGCUGAAUUUUCAGCCAAGGACAAGCAGAUCCCCAGCCUGCAGGCCCUGCCUCUAACUCCUACCCUCAACGGUGUCCAGGGUAUAACCUCUGCUGCCUACAGAAGCCUGGUCCCAACUCCUAGCCAGAUCCUUGUGAGCUGCCCUCUGAGCAACCUAGGACAGUCUCAGGCCCCUGUCAUAUCCCAGAAGCAGGGCCUACCCAAGAUCCUGCCCUUUCUUCCUGCAGCCUCCUGCCCCACUCAGCUGCCCAUGCAUCCCCUCAACCUGACACCCGCUCUGGGUACACAGCCCCUGGCAGCUAGGGCUAGCCUGCCUGCCAACGUAGUGCUCACAGCACAAAGGCUGCUCCCUGUGUCCAUGCCAGCUAUUGUAAGCCACCCCCAGCCAGUGAGGCCCCCUGAACCCACAGGACUGCCUGUGACUCUGCCAGCCUCAACGAAGACUCCUACUUCUCCUGUGCAGCCCUCAGCCAGUGCAGAUGGAGAGCCCAGAGGGCCUCAGGGCAAAGAAAAGCCACCCCUGGCUGGGCCUGAGAAGGGGACCUUGGACCUGAGCCUGCUCUCCCAGGAAAGUGAAGCAGCCAUACAGGCAUGGCUGAGGGGCCGCCAAGGUGCAUGUGUGCCGCCUCUGGGGAGCCAGCUGCCCUAUCAGCCCCCUGCCCUGUGCAGCUUGCGGGCGUUGUCCAGCCUCCUCCGCCACAAGAAAGACUUGGAACGCAAAGCUGCCUCUCUAGCAGCCAGCAGCGCAGCUGAGGUGCAACCUGAGUCCAGAGCUGGAGUCCUGCAGGCCUCACUGGGGCUGGUGCGAAGGCAGCUCCAGGACAACCCAGCCUACCUCCUGCUGAAGACACGGUUCCUGGCGGUCUUCACCCUCCCUGCACUCCUGGCCACCCUGCCCCCCGACAGCAUUCCCACCACCCUGUCAUCAGCCAUGAGAGAGAGUUCUGAGAGUGAAGAAGAAAACCUCCUAGGUGACCUGGGGCUGAAGGACAGGGCUGGGCAACCGGACUGCUUGACACAAGCCAGCUCUCCAGCCACAAACCCCAUCCAGGGAGCCCCAGAUCCCGGCGAGGGCUCUGCCCCCUCUCAGCUAGAUGCUUCUGAUGACCUUGAUGUGCUCAGGACUCGGCGUGCCCGACAUGCACGGAAGCGGAGGCUGCUGUGACAGCAGGACAAGCGAUCCGGCUCAGAAGCCCACAACUGCUCCACGCAAAAGACAAGGUCCAGGCCCAUCCUAGAGCCCACUGUCCCCUGCAGGAGGAAACACAGAGGCCCACGACUACCUUCCAUCUGCAGCAGGCAAGAGGACCUCUACCAACAGUGGCCAUGUGGUUCCUGUGCUCAAAUCCAGAAUAAAGGAGUACUCUAUUUUUAAAUUAAAAAACAA